GCACGCACACAGCUGGAUGGAUAGCAGCGUCUCCGCCACAGCAGCCAAAGGAUGUGAAUUUUGACAUUUUUUAAAGUUUGUCACUCACAGAAAGCAGCAGCUGGAGGCAGCUCGACUCACCAGGUCCACACACAGGCGGUGAACAUAACAGCUGGAUACUAACACAGCACGCGGCAGCCGUCUGAAAACAAACUGCUCCAUUUUAAUGAGUUGAUUUGAAGAUAGUUAGCUACUGAGCAUUCGUCCAGUGAGCUGUAGACACACACAGUCAUGAUGGAGUCUAUCUUAGACAGUUUAGCAGCAGAGAAACUCUACCCGUCCGGCGGGACCAACCUGUUGGACCUGGAGGAACUCAGCGACGGAGAUUUCCUCACUAAUGUGCCUUUCUCAGGUGACCAGAUGGACGACUUCAGCAGUGAAUUAUUCAGCAGUUUCUUUGACGACCAUCUAUUAGAGCGGCCCCUUCUGGCAGACAGACCUUCCCCUUUACACAUGGACAUGGACGACAGCAGCCCAGAUAUUCAAGCAGAGCACAGCUACUCUUUAAGUGAAGACUCCGCCCCCCAGAGCCCAGCCCUGUCAAUCAAAAUGGACCACGAGUCUGAAUUUGAAUGGAGCUUCAGUCAGGACCUGUCCGCCAUCUUGGUGAAACAAGAGGAGCCAGAUGUUGGUCAAAGGUUAGACCCUCAGCCUCUGGAAGGCCCGCCUCUCAUAUUAAACCCCGCCCCGCCACAUCGAGGGUCACCAUGGAAACACACGGAGCCCAGUCAAGACAGUGUGAAGCCAGUAGCCAUUAAAGAUGAACCCAGAGAGAUUGGACAGUACCUAAGCCUGCCCAGCGACGACACUCUCCAGCUCCCGCCCACCCCUCCCAGCAGUAACCACGGCGACAGUGACGGCUCCCUCCCUCCCUCCUCCCCACACCUCCCCUUGCCACCGUCUUCCCCUCAACCACAACAGAGGCCAGGAGGUCGUGCCUCCUCCUCUUCCUCCUCCUCCUCCUCCUCCUCAGCCAUCUCUUCUUCACCUCUCCUCACUGCACCACAUAAGCUGCAGGGUUCAGGACCCCUCUUGCUGACGGAAGAAGAGAAGAGGACCCUAGUUGCCGAGGGUUACCCAGUACCUAACAAACUUCCUCUCACUAAGAGUGAAGAGAAGGCACUGAAGAGGGUCCGGCGGAAGAUUAAAAACAAGAUCUCAGCUCAGGAGAGUCGGAGGAAGAAGAAAGAAUAUGUGGAAUGUCUGGAGAAAAAGGUGGAGAGCUACACGUCAGAAAACAGCGACCUGUGGAGAAAAGUAGAAAACCUGGAGACUGCCAACAGGUCUCUCCUGCAGCAGCUGCAGAAGCUUCAAUCAUUGGUUUCAGGGAAAGUUGUUCCCCGUUCAUGUAAAAUAGCCUCAACCCAAACAGGGACAUGCCUCAUGAUGGUGGCCGUGUGUUUUGUCCUGGUGUUGGGCUCCUUCUCUCCCUGCUUCUCCCCCCUCUCCCUCCUCAGUCACACCCCCUCUUUGUCCUCAUCCUCCUCUUCCUCUCAUCCCUCCCCUUCUCCUCCUCUUUCAUCAGCGGACCUCUACACCACCAGUCAGGUCCGUUCCCGCAGCCUGCUCUUCUACAACGAAGGGUCUCCAUUGGAGGAGAGUUUAGUGACAUCAGAGGGGGAGAGGCUACAGUCUGAGGGCCACGUCCAGACAAGCCGAUACACAGCUGACAACAGCAAUCAGACAACUAGGCCCAAGUUAGACCGGAGAGAAACAAAACCAGAAGGAGCCUCCGAGUUUUUCUGACACAGCCGGACCCUUCCUCCCAUGACUUCUAACCUCUGACCCCUAACAAGCCCUCAACGUCCUGAUUCCUGAACUCAGCGGGCUUCAUAUCGACAUCCACCUGGACCAAAAUCAAUCCAUCAUCAACCCUUUCAGUACGCCUCGAGACAAGAAUUCCUCCACCCUCCACUGCCGGUUCACUGCCUGUACAUGGUGCUUCACUUCUCUGCUUCAACAGACUCUGCCACACCUGAAGAUACUUGAUUUUAAAGGGACCAUCUUAUUGGAAUUUCUACGUUUACACAUUAAAAUCCAACUAAUCUGUUAAUAUUUAAUUUAAAAUAGUAACGAAGAAUAUUUUAAAAUACAUUACAAACCUAAGGCUUUAAUUGAAGAACAUCCAGUAUUCAGUAACCUAAAGAUGUGACUUGUAGCAUUAUAACAGAAAACAGUUUAUCACCACAAACUAAUCACAUGAUCGCCAAGAGAAAAGACAGAUGUAAGCUAUUUUUGCCUGGUUUCCACAUGCGUAUGUGUAUGGAGACGAGGCAACCAGAAGUCCAUUCAUUCCUAUGGGAAUCUCCAUGAUAUCUGUAAUAUUUCGGCCUGUGCCACUAAUUCCAUGCCACGUACCUGGCAGGUCCUGUUCUGGUCCCAGUAAUGUUCCAAGUGCAUAUUCCAAACUAAUGGAAGGCAAAAAAUAGACAAAAUUAGCCUCUACGUCAUGGCUACAGGUUUUUUUUCAUCCGUAAAGAAAUACACUUCGUUGUGUUGGACACUAUAGGCAUCAUCUGUAUAUUUACAGAUAUAUGAACACCACUCACAUACGCAAGUGGAAAUGAGGCGUUAAGCUUUUGUCCAGAGGUGCGAACCACAGUCAGACUCAAGUCACAAAUUUGAUGACUUAAGACUCGACUUGACAAAUCCAAAAGAUGAACCUAAAGACGCAAUUUGUAGCAUUUUCACAAAAACACUUUAUCACCACAAACUAGUCAGAGCAUUGUCCAGAGGAAAGACAGGUAAGUCAUGUGAGAAGAGUAUUAUCCAGAAGUGUGGACUCAGGUCAUAUGGCUUGGACUCAAGUCAGACUCAAGUCAGAAAAUUUCAAGGCUUCAUAAUUGACUUGACAAAACCAAAAGACUUGCAACUUGACUUUGACAUCACUUGGAAUUGAGCCUUUUGACUAGAAAAUACUUGAUACCUUCCCCAAAGCCCAAAAAAAGUACAUUAUUUAAAAAGUGUGCCACGAAUCAAUUAAUUUCCUGAAUCAACAAACAUUAACACUGUUCAGUCCCAGCAAUCCGACACUUAAUCCCCCAACUAAUCAGUUGUCAAGUUGCAGGAGAGAACCAUGAAUAACUAAUGUUGCGUUACUUAGUGCUAGUUGGACAAUAUGUCAUUGAAGAUAAGUAUACUGAAUACCAAAAAUUACAGACAGAGAUGCAACAACUUUCAGCUGCAUAUGACAUUUGAAGUUGCACCAAGAACGGUAACUUGAGACUAAUAGUAACAUAAUUAGCUAACGGUUAGCUAACGUUAGCUUAACAUCGUAAGUGCUAAUAUCGUAGGCAACUGGACUUGCUUGCAUUUCUUGAAGACGUUUCGCCUCUCAUCCAAGAAGCUUCUUCAGUUCUAAAUGACUGGUACAAAGUUGCAGGCUAGCCUACAAUUACCAUGACCUAGAUGACUGAGAAUCUUCACCGACAAGUUAGCAUCUUACAAAUUUUUAAAAGCAUCCAUGAACGAAAUAUUACUCUGCUGUAUAAAAUGGCAUUACCGUUCGUGAAGAGCGCAUUAUUAUCUGUUUAGGACUCGAAACUCAAAAGUUUAAUAGUUGGGACUUGACCUAAGACUUGACACAGGACUUGAGUGUAAAGACUAGAGGCUUACUUGGGACUUGCAAAACAACGACUUGGUCUCACCUCUGGCGUUAUCUUACCAUGUCAAGACAGACCGAAAGCAAUUAUUAGCUGCUUUUGGCUCCCUCACUUUCUCUCCAGAACUAAUGUAGCGUAGCCAUUUUAGAGGGAAAGCGAGCUUUAUGGGAAAUGUAGUUUUAACGUCUAGAGAAACACACAAUGAUACACCUUUGCACCUUUAAAGAACUUGUGAAUAUAAAUACAUAUGGAUACUUGACGGACCUCCACUGUGGGAGUUUAUGUUAGCACACGAUGCUUGGAUUUUCCAAGACAAAACUAAAUAUUGAAAAUAACACGUCUAGUCCUUUUUAAAAGGAAGUUGUGCCAUUUAAAAAGUGCCUUCCACUUACUUCAGUUAAAUAUAACCAACUUGGCCUUACACCUAAAGCCCACACACUCACCUUAAAAACCUAACUAGAUCACACACUGUUUAAAUCAGGGCUGGCCUCUGCCUUUUUGGGCUCAUUUUGCCGUCUCUAUAGUUUUUGUUUCUUUUGAAUAAUCAUAAACUGGAUUAAUGUUUAGGAUUUAUUUGGGGGAAUUGUUUUAUUUACACGCCUGUAGGUGUAAAAGCUUGUCAGAUUCACCUUUGCUACGAGCCAGCCUUGGUUUGACCUGCUUACCAAACAGUUUUUUUUGUUUUUGUGUAUUUUAUUUUUCCACUUUUUGAAUCCAUCUCAAGUUUUUCACAUCCAGAUUCUGCAUAAUUUUGGGGGGAACCAUAUUUUCAUAUCAAGGGACCACUAAAGGGGUCCUGACAGAGGUUGGGAAACAUGACAUAAAAGUAUUUUUAUGGAACUAAAAAUUGUAUAUAUAAUAUAUUUGCAGCAUCAAAAAAGAGCAUAUUUAAUUUAUGCAACAAAAAAAGAAAUACUGAACGUGUUUUUAAGGUUAGUUUAUGUUCUUGUGUUUUUGUUUUUUAUAAAUAAUGUUUACAAAAAACACCAAAAUACAACUUAUAAUAUAUUCUGAGCAUCAAAAAAAGAGCAUAUUUAUUGUAUGCAAGAAAAAAAAAGGAAAUGUAUGUUGUGUUUUGGCAUUUAGGAUGAUGAAGUUUUACAUGAUGGUGUGUAGUUUACAUGCCGUUUUAUGGAGUGUAAAACUUUGACAUGAUCUAUUUGUGUCUUUUAACUGUAAUACAGUGUUUAUGUUCCACUGCUGUCGCAUGACAACCUGCGAGGGGCUUUUUUUUGUUCCCUCGUGAUUUAAAAAUACCAUUAGCUUAUACAAUUACACCUUCAAAAAGCUAAUUAUUACUGUCAAGCUGAAGUUUCUUGACCUAAAAAGACACAGAGGAUUUUUAAAUAAUAAAAACAUUGACGAUAAUGCUUAAUGUAGAUAUUUUUAUGUCAUAAAUUCAUCAAACCAAACAGCAACAUCGAUGCUAAAAGAGCUCGUGCGACAGCAGUGUAUGAUGUAUUUAUUCCUGUUUGUAGAAAGUGUGUAUAUAUUGAUGAAGCCAAUCAGGGGACUAAAACAUUCCAAGAAGUAAAACACCACUAGCUUCGUUACUCCACAAUUUGAAGGAACACCGGGACAUUUACAAUAAAUCUUUAAUUCUUCACCACUAUUCUGACAAUGUGAGAAAAAAAUUGAACAAUUAAAUGUCAUGGUAUUCCUUUAAAUUAAACGCUAUAAAAACAGACCAAAUCCUUAAAUAAAUAACUCUUACUUAUAAAAUACUCAGUACAAUUAACACAUCUUCUCAGUUUUUUUUCUUAUUCAUCUGUUUCAUUUUGUGUCCGUCAUCUUGUGUGUACACAAAAACAUCACGUGACUGCAGCCCGUUGCACAAACAUCCUGUCAUUCUCACCCGUUAACAGUCAUAAUGCACCAGUGUACAUAAAUAAUGACAACCUAAUGUGCAGUUGUUGUAAAUAAGGGCCUUGUUUUUGUAUUGUGACAUAGUAAUCUGAGAUUUUAACCUGUGGAAUCAAGUUGGAAAGGAAAAAAAGAGAAUUUUUGAGGGGAAGGACAAUGUAAAGAGGGGAGGGAUUAAAAAAUAAGGGAGGGUGAGUUUUUUCAACUUGUAAAGAAACCUUAAUAACAUAGCAGCUGCACACAGUUCAGAUGGUUGUUAAACACCAGGUAGUGCUUGAUUAUUCUCACCUCUUCGUGGAUAUGUUAGAGAGAGAAUAAUCAAGCACUUCCUAUGUAUUUGAAAUGUGUUUGGGUAUAAUGUUGUCUUGGUUUGUUGUAUAGCGUCUUGCAUGUUCCUCCAUAUACAACUAUGUUAUCUUAGUGUAGUCAGUAGAGUAGAAACCAGCAAAAUAUUAAAAAACUGCAUCAGCAA
Molecule: messenger RNA, 5976 nt
Organism: Epinephelus lanceolatus (giant grouper)
Lineage: Eukaryota; Metazoa; Chordata; Actinopteri; Perciformes; Serranidae
Gene: creb3l1
Product: cAMP responsive element binding protein 3-like 1
Biological process (GO): regulation of transcription by RNA polymerase II
Molecular function (GO): DNA-binding transcription factor activity, RNA polymerase II-specific; cAMP response element binding
Source: RefSeq, a predicted model, not a curated record